Molecule: messenger RNA, 2970 nt
Organism: Spea bombifrons (plains spadefoot toad)
Lineage: Eukaryota; Metazoa; Chordata; Amphibia; Anura; Pelobatidae
Gene: DRD2
Product: dopamine receptor D2
Exons: 9
Coding region: 602-1912 (436 amino acids)
Biological process (GO): adenylate cyclase-inhibiting dopamine receptor signaling pathway; adenylate cyclase-activating adrenergic receptor signaling pathway
Cellular component (GO): presynaptic membrane; glutamatergic synapse
Molecular function (GO): dopamine neurotransmitter receptor activity, coupled via Gi/Go; G protein-coupled receptor activity
Source: RefSeq, a predicted model, not a curated record
AUUGUGUGUGUUUGUUAGCUGAAAAACUUUGAUGAGCUGCCCUGAGAGAGCUCAGCCACAGGGAGCAAGUUGUUGGUAGAUUCCAAGAUACUUAAUGCCUAGUUAGGGGAGGCAGUGAAUUGCAGUGCAGACACAGUGAACGAGUAUCUCUUUAUAGUAAGGAGAAGCAGCAGCAGCUUGGAAACCCAUGGACUCCUUGAACUGCCUUUGAUGGCCAACCUCAAACUGAGAAGUCAGUUGUUCGUAUCUGGACCCACUGUCACAUCUUGCCAGUUCCCUGAAUUAUUGAUGACUCCUGAACACAUGAUGAGAAGAAGCUGUCAAAGUUAAACUGGCUGUUCUUCAGUUAUCUCUUUUGUAAGAGUGCAGCAUUUGUUCCUUAGCUUGCACAUAUCGAUCAUGGAAAAUCCUUAGACAAGCUUGUAGUUAAAGAACGAGGAAGAGUGUGGAUCUAUCAGCCCCCAUACCCUCUGCAUCAUUUAAGCAAAGGCUUAUGGCUUGAAGGUAGGAAGAUUGAAACUGGGUAGAACAAGUAAGCAUGAUGGCCGGAGUAACUUCACAUUUUUAAAGGACCAAAGCAGACAAGGGCCUUCAGAACUUCAUGGAUAACCAGAAUCUGACCACGUACAAUGAUGAAAUUAACAAUGGAACCAAUGCCACUGCAUUUGAUGAACAGGGUCACUACAAUUACUACGCCAUGCUUCUUACGCUUCUUAUAUUCGUCAUUGUUUUCGGGAAUGUUUUGGUUUGCAUGGCGGUUUCUAGAGAAAAGGCUUUACAGACCACGACCAAUUACCUGAUUGUAAGCUUGGCCGUGGCAGAUCUGUUGGUGGCAACUCUGGUCAUGCCAUGGGUGGUAUAUUUGGAGGUGGUUGGCGAGUGGAGGUUUAGUCGCAUUCACUGUGAUAUCUUUGUCACCCUUGAUGUUAUGAUGUGUACAGCCAGUAUCCUUAAUCUCUGUGCCAUCAGCAUUGACAGGUACACAGCUGUGGCAAUGCCAAUGCUCUACAACACCCGCUACAGUUCCAAACGUAGAGUGACGGUUAUGAUUGCCGUAGUAUGGGUCCUGUCUUUUGCCAUCUCUUGUCCUCUUAUGUUUGGUCUGAACAAUACAGAUUCCUUGGAGUGUGUCAUCAAAAACCCAGCAUUUGUCAUCUAUUCAUCUGUUGUUUCCUUCUAUGUACCAUUUAUUGUCACACUCCUGGUCUAUGUCCAGAUUUAUAUUGUACUACAGAAGCGCAGGAAGAGGGUCAACACCAAACGCAACAGUCACGGCUUGGAUAAAGAAGGGCAUAAGGACAAAUGCACUCACCCAGAAGAUGUGAAGCUGUGUGCUGUCUUCGUAAAAUCCAAUGGGAAUUUUCCAGCUAAUAAAAAGAAAGUGGAGGCUGGAACCCACCCAGAGGAGAUGGAUGUGGAGAUGAUGUCAAGCACAUCUCCACCAGAAAAAUCAAAACACAAGUCAGCUUCUCCCAACCAUCAACAGCUAGAUGUUCCGGUGGCUUCUGACCCGUGCAACAAUGUCAACUUACCUUCUCCGGCUGAGAGUCCGCACAAGGCAGAAAAGAACGGGCAGCCAAAAGACACUGCAAAGCCAACUAAGGCAUUUGAAAUCCAAUCAAUGCCAAAUGGGAAAACAAGGACAUCCCUUAAAACUUUAAGUAAGAGAAAAUUAUCACAACAAAAGGAAAAGAAAGCCACACAGAUGUUAGCCAUUGUGCUAGGCGUAUUCAUUAUAUGCUGGCUUCCAUUCUUUAUUACCCACAUCUUAAAUAUACAUUGCAAUAUACCACUGACCAUGUAUAACGCUUUCACCUGGCUUGGUUAUGUCAACAGUGCGGUCAACCCAAUUAUUUAUACAACAUUCAACAUUGAAUUCAGAAAGGCCUUCAUAAAAAUUCUGCACUGCUAAAAUACAUACUGUCUUCUGGGAUAACGAGAACUUUGAACUGAAACAGGAAAACACUGCUUUCCUUUGUGCUAAUCCAUGUAGAAUGCCACGCUCACACUCCUGUAGCAGCCGGACACAGUACGUGUUUGGUAAAUGAGCAGUAGGAGGUCAUCAUAUCCAUUGGAGAUCAGCGGCAAUCAGUAUUCAGGAACAUCGUAACCGCCAUUCAGAAAAGAAAUGGAUUGUGGACACGUGUCAUACCUUACUACCAAGGCAGCUAUAGGAAAUGGUGAGGUGAGUCUUAGAGGUAUAAGGACUCGCUUCCAACCCACUUUCACAAGAGAAAAAUGGGAUUCAGCUUUUGCUGAACGUAUAGAGAAAUUAUUUGCAGUUUCGCCAAAGACAGUGCCAUUUUCAUCUCUUCUUCCCAAAGCAGAAGGGAUGAAACCUACUAUUUACAGGGACUAUGCUCUGAAUCAGGGCACUGGGGCUUUUUUUCUUGAAAUGCAAAACCCUCCACAAGUUGUGACUGCGUGUUUCUUGGGCUCUUCUUGCUCUGGUGGUGAGCUCCAGUAUUCCUGGUGGUGAGGUGUUCCUAAGCAAUGUUUAAUGCAACUUGGAGAACAAUGCAGAAUUAUCAUUAUAUUAAAAAAAAAGUGUGUAUAUAUACAUGAAGAAUGAUAUGAAAGAAGCCCAAAGCCAAAAAAAUAUAUAUAGAUAUUAAACCUGUCUUGCAUGUGUGGUACAUAUAAAAUCAGCGUUGUCACACCAUGUCCUAUCAAGGAAUAUAACACGUACCACUCUUCAUAACAUGGACCUGUUCCUGCUACGGACCUAGAAUGCCUUGGCAAUUAAUUUCACAUCAAUGAAAGUAUCGUCAAAUUUAAAGUCUAAUGGCAUUUUUCUCUAUUGUAAUUGCUUAAGAAACACUGAAGAGUUGGCAACGCCUUGUAGCUUCUGCUUUUUGCCAGUUGUAUUGGCUAAAACAAUUGUUUCUAAAUGUGCCAUUAUGCUUACAGUGUAUUUCAAAUAAUGAUUCAUUUGUUCAAACAGCCUUUAUUAAAGCACUUUACAAAUUA